UAUGGAUCGAUGGUUAUCUACAUGUCCAAUGGUGAAUCAAAAUCUUAGGCGCUUGUUUUAUAUCUGAAAUGAGAUUUCGUUAGAAUAUUUACUAUACUUAUCUCACAACAGGGUCAGGCUGAAGAGGUGUCCAGAACUCCAAAUAUAUGGAAAGAAGCUCGUAAAUGGUCGGAGAUCAGUAUGGAAGUGAAUUUAAGUCCAUCUCAUACCUGUAAACCGCCUGAACCACCGAUUCGUUCUUCCAGCACAUUGCAUCGACAUUCCACAAAUGUGGCCCCAAAGAAGCCACUCCCAGAUCUACCGAAGAAAGCUGGAAGAAAUAGAAUCAGGUUGUUCAGGUUACCUAAACUGUCGAGUGAUCCGAAAAUUUCAUCUCCAUUGUGCGUUAGUCAUGAGUUACAUGUGGUCUUUGAUGAAAAUACGGGGGAAUUUCGUGGAAUGCCUGAAGAGUGGUUGGAAUGGCUACAUGCAGCCAAUAUAUCAUUUCAAGAACGUGAACAAAAUCCAGAGCUGGUGAUUGAAGUUUUACAAUGCUAUGAUACAGCUAAACAUCGUGCAAGGCGACAGAAAUUUAUUAUGACAGAAGAUUCCAGUUGGGAAAACUUCAGUAACAUAGCUUCAUGCGUGUGUCAUGAGUUUAUGGAUCAUGAAGUAUCAGCUGCUAACAAUACAUGCAGGAAAUUUCAACACGAUUCAGUUGGUUCACAGUCUUCAGCAGCUUCACACUCUGUUUCUGGUGGUUCUCCAUGUUCAAAUAUUCCUAGGUUUUCUCAUUCUUGCCGAUUUUCUUAUAAUUCACCAACAAACGUACCACCACCUGUUCCACCUCACUAUACAGUUAGUCGCGAUGUGAACUCAAAAAAUGCUAAUGAUGAUGACGAAAUACUGUCAAAUGAAAGAAUCAAGUCGGACUCACAGUUAGAACAGAAAUUUUUGUCUGGAAACGAUAUUUGUUUUGUAGACGCUAAUGUAGAUUCUGAGCAUGAAUCAAACCAAUUUCACAUUUCAAACGUUCAUCAUCAUUUUAAGGCAUCUAAUGAAUACGCUGACUGUGAAUCAAUUCGUAGUUAUUCUAAUAUAUUUUACAGUUCACUGCCUAUAGAUGAAAUGGAUAUUUCUCAAGAAUUAAAUAUAAAGGAUCUACCCUUUCUAAAUGUUAACCUUGCUGACGAAGAAGCUGAAGGACAAGAUACACGUCGAAGUGAACUGCCUAAAGAUGAAACAGAGUGUGAUAUACAUCAGUGCAAUCUUGAUGAAGAAAACAAUUUCAUUAUUGAAGCAGAACCUUAUGGAGUUGAAGAAAUAGAAGUAUAUGAAUCAGAAAAGUUAUCUGAUAUUAUUGCUAAGGACAAAUGUAAUCACCCUGCUGUAGAAAGUGACGUCAGUUAUCAAGAUCGUCUGUCGCUGAUAAGUUCUACUAAUUGGCAAAUAUUUUCUUGUAUCAGUGAAGCAGCCUUUACAUCAAAUACAGCAGAAUCUUCAACGCCUGAUUUACAGAUAUGCUUAGCCCAACCAGAAGUGGACGAAGACGUUUGUUUAACUGCAUCUGUGAAAGCCCACCCAAACAACUCAAGUGUAUUGGAACCAACAGAAACAUCUUUAAUUAUUCAAGCCUGUGCAAAUACUGCAGAAUCUACUUCUUCAGCUGAAUUGAAAAGCGUAUCUGCCAACUUGAUUAAAGAUGAAGAAGGAUUCACAUCUGCAUUGAUCAAAUCUGAUUUGACCAGUCAACAAAGAGGUCGUACUGCAACUAGAUGCAAUAGUACACAAAACAGGAUAAAAAGAUCUGCAGCUCAUUCUGGUAGGCAAUCAGUAGAGAGUAUAAAAAAUUCUUCCAAACUUUUGGCCAUCAGUGAAAAUCCUAAUACUUCAAAAAGCCCUUUCGCGGAAUGCUUUACAGAUAGUGGAAACGGCUCACAAAGUCAUAACGCUCAGGUGUGUUUGGUUUCUCGACAUUCUCCACGUUGUCGUAACAAAAUGCGUAUGCGCGACGAACAAAUUAUUGCCCGGUUAAGAACGAUUGUUAGUCAAGGAAAACCAUCAGAAAAGUACGAAACUCUUGGGCGUAUCGGUCAUGGAGCAUCUGGUGUUGUUUAUAUUGGUCGUGAACUUGAAUCAGGUUGUCGUGUAGCCAUUAAACAAAUGAGUUUGCGACAACAACCAAAAAAAGAAUUAAUUCUCAAUGAAAUUUUAGUUAUGCGAACUUAUCGAAAUCCGAAUGUUGUAAAUUAUUUGGAUAGUUACUUGUUAGGAGAUGAGCUGUGGGUUGUAAUGGAAUAUUUAGAUGGUGGUUCACUGACAGACGUCAUUACAGAAACGUGUAUGAAUGAAUCACAAAUUGCUACAGUUUGUCGUGAGACCUUACAAGCAUUAGAAUUUCUACACAGCAAGCAUGUUAUACAUCGUGAUAUAAAGUCAGAUAAUAUCCUUCUUGGUUUAGAUGGUUCAGUAAAACUAACAGAUUUUGGCUUUUGUGCACAAUUAUCCGCUAAAAAUAAUGAUUUUAAAAGAACUACAAUGGUUGGUACACCUUACUGGAUGGCUCCUGAAGUUGUCAGUAGAAAACAGUAUGGUCAGAAGAUUGAUAUCUGGUCAUUAGGUAUAAUGACUUUGGAAAUGUUAGAAGGUGAACCUCCAUACUUAAGUGAAAAUCCUUUAAAAGCAUUAUAUUUAAUAGCAACAAAUGAUGCUUGGAAGUGGAUGCUCAACUACGUGCUAGUGCCUCUGAACUAAUUGAAUGUGGCGCCCAACAAACCAAAAUAGUAUUUUAACAAAUAUAUAUAGCCAGCAUAAUAUGAUCAACGCAACUACAAUCAAUACUAACAAUAGUAAAUAUAUGAGAAAUUUAACCAUUGUCAGGUUAUACUACUUAUUACAAAAUGAUAACAUUAUACUCCUCAUUCCAGUCAGAAAGAUUGAUUAUUCCCAAUGAAAAGAGAUUCAAUUAUCUAUGGAGCUGUGUAGAUUUACUUUCCUUUGUUUCUUUUCUAGAAAGUAAUGUUAUGAUGAUUAUUAUUGCAAUUAUUUGACAGUACACUAAUUAUAUUAUCAUGUUUACUGCCUAGUAUAACAAUUAUUUUUUGCUGUCUACCAAAUUACUCAUUAUCAGUGAUCAUGAUGAUGGUGUGAUAAUUUUGUCCUUCCUUCUUAUAAAAAACUGCGUCAGUGGCUGUAAUAAUUCGCUUGCAUAAAUGAUACAAUUUCACUCAGAAAUAACAGGAAAAAACAACAAAAAUUUGGUAAUUAAGUUAUCCAGCCAACUUACAUGUGAAGAUGGCAAGAUUGAUUUGUAUGGUUUGGAAUGGAAGGUAUUUCCAUGAUCUAAACAACAAAGUAACAAAGCUGUUCACCACCAGGUAACAAAUUCAUUGUAUGACUCACAGAUUAGUGACAGAUAUUUUUCUCAAAUCUGACAGGUGUGACGACGACCUGUCAUUAUCAUUUUGAUUCAUUUUUUGGAUUCAGUAUAAAACAUAAGACUUCAGUAGCAGACGUAAACUGUAUGGUGUCCUCAGUCGUCAUUUUCAUUUAGCUCCACGACUGACUGUUAGCUUUCAUUUCUUGUCCAAUUGAUUUUCUUCUGCCAACAUGCAACCCACCCGGGUCCACUCAAGGACCUGGUGUGUGAUGUCACUCGACUACCUCCUCAGCUUAUGCCUAUCUAUCUGAAGUUCAUACUGCAUUUUUCUUAGGGAAGUAGGCUGUUGACUAUUUCGCUGCCUGAAACAGUUGCUUUUUGUUUAUCCUUUAUAAACGGCCAUCUGAAAUUCAGUAUCCAGCGUGAGAAGGAAACACAUGUAGAAGGCUACUGGAAAUGCUUUUUGUGACACUUGCAACAAAAACCACUGAUUAGCUUGAAAUUAGUGUUGAAUAUUCAGAUAUUGUUCUUCAGCCAUGCAUAUGGUUCGGGGUUCGAUCCCCGGCCGACGUACACCUGAUAUCAAUAGUUGGCCUGUUAAAUUUGGGCUACCGAUAUCACAUGCUGAAAAUUCCAUACUUGUACCAAAUUACUGUGUGGAAUCAAGCUAAAAUUUAAAAAAGAUAAAUAAAAUGCUGCAGAUCUCCACAGCGAAUCCAAAAUAAUAAGAACCUGUCUUGCUCUCUUGAUUUGCUCCUGGCUGGUCUUAAAAUCCUCAUAUUUGCUACCCACCUGUAGAUGAAACGAUGGUGUUUAUGUAAAUGCUAGAGAUAACUUCUUUUAGAUUUCUCCUAUUGAUUCCAUAUCUUUAUAACUUUUGUUAUCAGCAACAUAAUUAUGAUUUCAUGCAUUUAUUUCCCUUCAUGAAUUUGAAUAAAGCAAAAACAACAGUGGUUUGUGCAGUCAGGGUUUGAAAUGAAGAUAUCUGCUAAAACAGGGCUAAGUGGACUGCCCAUGGCUACACCAUCUAUUUGUCGGUAAAGAGUGUUAUCAAACUGGAAUUGUACAUCCAUGGUACACAUUAGCAGUAGGCGUUUGAAUUCUGACUCUGGUAGUGGAAGCAGAUCAGACUGUUGACAAAUGAUUUCAAUGGUUUCAUUGAUUGGGAUCAUUGUGAACAAGGAGGUUGGUUCUGCACAAACCACUGUUG
Trichobilharzia szidati is the source of this 4568-nucleotide messenger RNA. The record is from the annotation of a GenBank genome assembly. NCBI's taxonomy places the organism in Eukaryota, Metazoa, Platyhelminthes, Trematoda, Strigeidida, Schistosomatidae.